This is a messenger RNA of Capsella rubella, 2275 nucleotides long. RefSeq names its product phosphatidylinositol 4-kinase gamma 2. The coding region runs from base 407 to 2083 and encodes 558 amino acids. Gene Ontology annotation, molecular function: protein binding. NCBI's taxonomy places the organism in Eukaryota, Viridiplantae, Streptophyta, Magnoliopsida, Brassicales, Brassicaceae. The record is from RefSeq and is a predicted model, not a curated record. The transcript is spliced from 2 exons.
CUCUCUCUCUCUCUCUCUCUCUCUCUCUCUCUCUCUCUCUCUCUCUCUCUCUCUCUCUUUUUAGAUCCUAAAACUUCAUUCAUUCCUCUGAACAUCAAAUAAAAAUUUCAUCUUUCCAGAAAUUUCGUGGCUUUUUAUAUAAAAAAUCUUCGAUUCUCAUCAACAUUUCCCGAUUGAUCGUUUCUGGGUUAUUAUCAUAGGUUGUUUGGUCUUCGGGGGGGGGGGAGGUGAUUUAAUAGUUUCUGUUUCUGUGGUUUUUUUUGGAUCUUCCGAAUCGAUUAGUGUAUGGAAGGGUGUCUCUUGUUGAUACCCGUACGUACGAGAAGACGAUCUAUGUUGUUUCUUUUUUCUUUAGAUUUUUCGAGAUUAGAGGAGCUAGUUUUUGUUUUUUCUUCUUCAUUAGGAAAUGUCUGUUGCUGAUGUUGCUUUGAGCCCGAUUCAUACAGGAUCGGGGUUCGCUUUUCCUCACGGACCAUCCUCCACGCACCACUCUUUCAAAUCUGUUUUGGUCUUCCUCAGUGUUUCUGGUUCUACGAUGCCUAUGCUCAUCUUGGACUCUGAUUCCAUCGCCGAGGUUAAGCUUAGGAUCCAGACUUGUAAUGGUUUUAGGGUUAGAAGACAGAAACUUGUUUUUAGUGGUCGCGAGCUCGCCAGGAACGCCUCUCGCGUUAAGGACUAUGGUGUCACUGCUGGUAGUGUUCUCCAUUUGGUCCUUAAGCUCUAUGAUCCCUUGCUUGUCACUGUCCUUACCACUUGCGGCAAGCUCUUUCAGUUUCAUGUUGAUCGUCGUAGAAAUGUUGGGUAUUUGAAGAAACGGAUCUCUAGAGAGGGCAAAGGGUUUCCUGAGGUUGAUGAUCAGGAGAUCUUGUUUAAAGGGGAGAAGCUUGAUGACAACAUAAUCAUUGAUGGGAUUUGCAAAGAUGGCAACUCUGUUAUCCGUUUGCUGGUUAAAAAUUCGGUGAACGAAGCUUGUUAUCUUCCUGCUCCUCUGGAAGACACUGUGGAAAGAGAAGAAGACGCUGCUUCUGGUAAAGACUUCUUGUUAGAGCCUGUUGUUCUUAACCCCUCUGUGAAAUUACCCAAGGUUCUCGAGGAGAUGAUUGACCGCACGGUCGAUGGGUUGAACAAAGGUAAUCCACCGGUGAGAUCAGAUGAAGGAACGGGAGGGACGUAUCUAAUGCAGGAUUCUUCAGGUCUCAACUUUGUAUCUGUCUUCAAGCCCAUGGAUGAGGAACCAAUGGCUGUUAACAAUCCUCAGCAGCUUCCUGUGUCAUUAGACGGUCAGGGAUUGAAGAGAGGAACUAGAGUAGGACAAGGGGCAACUAGAGAAGUUGCAGCUUACUUAUUAGAUCAUCCAAAAAGCGGACCAAGAUCUGUGUCUAAAGAAGUUAUGGGCUUUGCCGGUGUGCCACCAACUGCUAUGGUCAGAAGCUCACACAAAGUGUAUAAUUACCCAAAGGGAUUUAACGGUUCUAUUACAAAGGAUGCCAAGGUUGGUUCAUUGCAAAUGUUCAUGAAGAACAAUGGAAGCUGUGAAGACAUUGGCCCUGGAGCUUUUCCUGUUGAGGAAGUGCAUAAAAUCUGUGCCUUUGAUAUAAGAAUGGCAAAUGCAGAUCGGCACGCUGGAAACAUAUUGACCGGGAAAAGUGAAGAAGGGAAAACUGUUCUUAUUCCCAUCGAUCAUGGCUAUUGUUUGCCCGAGAAUUUUGAAGAUUGCACAUUUGAGUGGCUUUACUGGCCGCAAGCAAAACUCCCGUUUUCUGCAGACACUCUUGACUACAUAAACUCCCUAGACUCCGAACAAGACAUCGCCCUUCUGCAACACCAUGGCUGGAAUGUUCCUGAAGCCGUCUCGCGUACGCUACGAAUCUCCACAAUGCUGCUGAAGAAAGGCGUUGAGAGAAACCUAACACCGUAUCAAAUAGGAAGCAUAAUGUGCAGAGAAACGGUGAAUAAAGACUCAACGAUUGAAGAGAUAGUGAGAGAAGCUCAUAACUCGGUGUUGCCUGCGUCAAGUGAGGCUACAUUUCUUGAAGCAGUCUCUGUGGCCAUGGAUCGUCGUCUGGAUGAGCUAACUAAGUAACCUUUCUUUUAAGUACAUAAUGAAGUUGGUUUUACGGUAUGUAUGUAUGUAAUGUAUCUAUAAUGUUGAGAAAAACGUUGAUAGGCUCUUCUUGGAUAAUUUUUUUCUUCCAUGAACGAAGCCUCUAAGCUUUUGUGUGUUUUUUUUCUUUCCCUAAACCAUGAAUAAAUGUUGAUGUCUUUUUUGUUUGUA